AGGAGGCGUGUCUGUGCAAUAGAGAGGGGGAAUGGGGGAUGCACGGAGGUUUGUUGUGUGGCCCUUGGUCGGUCUGGAGGGGAGGGAGUUAAUUGGAGUCUUGCUUUGUUGUUUAUAUCGCAGCAGGAUACAGCGAUUGGCUUUUUUUAGUUUUUCUUUCUGCGGUUCCUGGCUCAGCUGACCUGCAGAUGGUGGUUUGUUUGCAUCGCUGCUCCUGCAAAGGCUCCUUUCCCACCGCAGCCGGGAUUGUCUCCACGUGGAAUAACUACUCUGGAACGACUGCUUUGGAUUAGCUACUCCAUGUGUGAACACUUGGCCGUCACGUUCAAGAAUCUACUUUCAAGGGAAGGCAAGCCCUUCCUCCCUGCACCCUGCUCCCAAGGAAGCCACUCCUGGGCUCACUUUACUGCUUUCUUCCUUGCCUCUCCUCUGUACAAUUCGGUCCAGUAGCUGCCAAAGGCAGAGGAUCUGGCGCUGGGAUCUCUGAAGUUGAUUGCUGGCUCCAAAUUGGACCCAAUUGCAGCUAGAGAGGAACUGGUCAGAGCCCAGGGCCUGUACCCCAGCGUUCAUCUGUCUUGGUGAGAGAAGAGAGGUGACAAAAGGUGUGGGUCCCAUGGAUUCGGAGCUGUCACCCAAUGGAAGACAAGGUGAUCUGCCUAACAGCAAACUCCAGAGAGCUGUCGGGUGGAAAGCGCCGCUGACCGUCAGCGUGGUAGUCCUAGUCAUGAUUGUUGCUGUUGCUCUGAUACUUUUGCACGUGAAAUCUCCACCCGAAUCCAACCUGCCUCAUGUCUCCACCCCAGUCCGUCUAAAUGUAAGAUUCCCUGCUCCCUGCUGCCUGGAUGGCUGGGUCGGGUACAGAGGGAAAUGCUACUAUUUCUCUGAGGCCGAGGGGACCUGGGACUCCAGUCAGAGCUUCUGUUCUUCACUCAAUGCCUCCCUGGCUGAGAUCGACACCGAGAAAGACCUGAAGUUCAUUAUGCGAUAUAAAGGCGUCUCUGAGUUUUGGAUUGGCCUGAAGCGAGAAUCGGCACAGCUCUGGGGAUGGGUGAAUGGCGAACAGUUCAACAACCUGUUUACGGUAAGAGGAGAAGGUGACUGUGCGUACCUGAGCGACGGCUUUGCCACGUCGUCAUGGUGCUCCACGAAGCGCUACUGGGUCUGCAGCAAACCCGAUGGGAUGCAAAGGGAAGACACGAUGCCGGGGGACUGAAGGGCGAAGGCUGGGAAAACACCUCAAGGCCCAGCUGCCUGACACUCCAAACAAACAUCGCUCAAUAAGAUCCUCAAUAGAGCUUGACAGAUUAUUUUUGUUGUUGUAAAUAAGCCUCUUUUCUAACCUGCUCUUUAUUGUGGCCCCUGUAUAACCUCUUUGUCCUGGUUGUGUAACUAAGACCCAGUCUACACUUAAAACUCACUCCUGAAUGCUGUAGCUAGGCCGAUGUCACCCCUAGUGCAGACGCAGCUAAGUUGACCUAGCUACUGUCACUGGGAUGGCAGUGUUCCUACAGUGAUGGGAAACCCCCUUCCCCCACUGUAGGUUGUGUCUGCUCUGGGGUUAUGCCAGCGUAGUCUGCUGCCAUGUCUGCAUACUGUAGACAUGGAUUAAAACCCCUUCCCAGCUCCCCCUGCUGUUGUCUGUCAGGGUGCGUCUACACUGCAAUGGGGGUACGUGAUUAAAGCAAUGAAGGUGCAGUCGUCCAGGUCUUUACCCAGGGUUCCAGCCUGUGUUGCUGUGGCAUCAUUGCUCCAGUACUAGCUCCAUUAAAAUUAGCAUGGUUAUGUCUACAUGAAUGGCCACCAAACCCUGUGAUUGCAAUGUGGACAUACCCUUAGCUCUGCUGUGCUGGCCGAGCAGGAAGGCAGCACUGCUUUGAAGAUAGAUUGAGACAAUCUUAAAUAGCAACAGGCUAAGACAAUCCACAGCAAGCAGGGAUGUGAGGCAGCUGCACACAGCAUCCUCCCGAAGGAAGGAAGCUGCGGCAAGAGACAAGCAGCCAGGCUGUGAGUUUUCUUCGACUGUUGCAGAACCAGGCUCUGUUUGCUCAUGCUGUCUCCCAACCCUGGGCAACAAAGUUGUGAGUUAAGGCUAAUGGGACAGGGAUCUGAACUCACCAAUAGGCCCCUUGUUGAGGCUUCUUGUGAUGCCUCCUGCAUAGGGUCGACUGUGUUGCGUUGUCUCCCAAAAUGUGGUAGCUGCAUCUUUGACGGAAAGUCUCCGUUGUGGAGCAAAGAAGAUAAUUAAGGAGGGCCAGAAAUGAGGCGCAGGUUCCAAUGGAAAUCAAAAUGUCUAUAUGUUUGAGAGUGUUAUGGUCUUGCUGGGCUUAUUGAGACUGUAAAGUGAAGGCCAGGCAUGCGUGCAUGCCAGAAGAAGUUGAUGACUAGCUAGGUGUACUAGCAGAAAAGUCACAGAGGCGCUGGCAUCCUGUGAAGAAGCUGUGGAGCUGCCCAGGAGAGGGGUUUACUUUGUGAGAAGGCAUCGGGUUAGGUACUCUGUACUAGCAAUAAAGAAUUGUGGGUCGCUGUCACCGUUGCAUCCCACCAUAUAAGAAUUUGCUUACAGACUCAUAGGCAGAGCGGAUGCCUUUUAAUCUCAUUGAGUUAUCUUUCAAGGCGAGUUCGAGGCAGAGAAGCCGAGGCAUGUAGAACCCUUUCGAUUGCACUUGACUUUCCCCGUGAUCAAGUUUUUAAUCAGUGAGCAAAACAAACCGCAAAAUCUGAUUCAGAGUAAGCGGGUUGUUUUUCUUGACUUUGCUAAAGAAACUUGUAUAUGGACAAGGAUCAAUGUGUGCAUAAAACUCGAAGACUUAAGAGUCUUUAGAUGCUAGAAGGGUCAUUUGCAAAUGUUGCUUAAGAGUUUAAUUCCCCUUGGACUCACUUGCCAGUUAAGUUACAAGUACUUUUGUAGAGGACAAGAUGCAUAUUUUCCCCUAGUUUGAGGUGGCUGGGUAUUUUCUAGCUGCAUCAUCUAUUCAUUCCAUGGCGGUGGAAUCUAAAUAAUUGAAAUAUAUAAAGUCUCACAACUAACGAAAAAUUAAUCGAGUAAUACCAUGGAGUGUUCACUGUUCACCUAUUUAAUGAUUUGCUGUUUACUUCUUUUGUUUUAUAAAGUUUGCUAUGACUUUGUCAGUCCUAUAAGCUAACAGUCAAAAAAAGAGAACAAAACACUUCGUAUUUUUUUUUUUCUGCUGUAAUUUGCUCAUAGUCAUAGAGUUUAAGGCUAGAAGGAACAUCUUGUUUAAUUCAGUCUGUCUUCUCUUCCCUCAUUCUAACUUAGAGACAACUGAAAAUUUUCUGAUGAAAAGUUUGUCAGAAAACAGGAUUUGUUGAACAUUAACUUUUCUUUUUGCAGAAACUUCAUUUCCAAUGACUUUAUAUUUUAGUUUUCUGAAGGUUUUUUUUUUUCCAAUACAAGCUCAGGGGGAAAGCCCCAGUGGUUUUUAGAAUUUUUGAAAUUGUGCUGUUUUUUUUGUUUCAUCUCUCCACUUUCUGGCUGCCUUCCAAUUUUAGCCACAUGGAAAACUAAGAGCGUUUCAGAAAGUAAUAUGUUAUGUUCAAUGAACAUUUCAAAGUGAAAGUGUUCCUUAAAAAACUACCCUCCUAUCCAGACGCAUACAAACCCUUUCUCACUCACUGUCUCCCAUGCAGAAGAAAUUAGGAAUGAGUAAAAACAUGUAAGUGGAGAAAGAAGUUUUGCCCUUAAAUUGUUCGAUUGGGAUGUUAAAAAUGUUUCUUGGGAUUUUUUUUUCCCUGUAGAAACUUUUGCAGCACAAAAUGCUGCUUUUCCAGCUAGUUCUAGUCUGUAUUGUUGUUGUUGCCUUUUAUGUAUCGGUUUAUUUUUAUUUUUCCCCCUGGCCUAGCACCAUCUGAUGGGCCGGAGUAGACAUUGCAAUGUCUAGGUUUGCUGCAGAGCACUCUAAUCUUCUGCUGCGUAGCUAGAGUGGAGACCUGCGCUGGGAGAAAGGUGAGUCAGAAGCAUAUUGUAUUUGACAUGAGCUGGGUGACUCCUCCACACUAUCCCAGUGGGAAACACCUACUGCAAAGAUUAAAAUGGGGGGAGAAGAUAAUAUACUAAUCAGCGGUACAAACUCAGUACAGGGAUUAUUGUAUAGAUUUAAUGUAUCUAACGCUGUGAUUAUUUGUGCUUGUAAUUAAAAUAAUUAAUCAACA
Messenger RNA from Gopherus evgoodei (Goodes thornscrub tortoise), 4170 nucleotides. Its product is annotated as C-type lectin domain family 2 member D-like. Lineage: Eukaryota; Metazoa; Chordata; Testudines; Testudinidae. The transcript has 7 exons. Bases 614 to 1213 code for a protein of 199 amino acids. The record is from RefSeq and is a predicted model, not a curated record.